AUGGAGCAGGAAGUGGCACAACUGAGGUUUAAUGCAGACAAUUUAGCACAUUGCCUACAUUCAUUGUUGGAAAGAAUUGAACAGUUGGAAGGUACGGCAACAAUGAAUCGUCUGGAUGCUACUUGCCAAGAUGCUGUUACCAGAUAUCGUACAAAAACUCCAGAUGAAGCUGUUGAAGAACUAUUGAAGCGGAAAGUCAAUACACACGGCUUAAUUGACAUCGAAUUACCACGUUCUGAUGAACAGGUAACUCAAAGUGAAACAAUAACAACAGACCCAGAAACUGGUCUAAAGAAACGAACACUGAUUACUGAAAGAGUGCUAACAACAAAAACCUUUCAUGCUGUACCGGUUGAUGCCAAACCGUUGACCAAUGGUCAUAUUUUGGCUUCUGCUUAUGAAUCUAGGUUAGUGAAUCUGGAUGACGACGAUCCGUUUGCUGAUGUGGAGUUGGAUCGCCUUGGUGAUCAGGUGAUUGUCACCAGCGUAAAACCGGGUUCAACAAUAGCUAAGGACGUACACGCUGGUGAUACUAUCGUUGAAGUCAACGGACAACCAGUACCAGCAGUCAAAGAACUUAGACUGAUGAAGGGUAAUUUGUCGCUGAAGUUGGUGCCAACACCAAUUCAUCAAGCUCCAUCUGUAUUUUAUCGAGUGCUUAGCGAUUACGAUGCGGAUAAUGACCAAACACUGCCAUACAAAUGGGCUGGUUUAAGCGUUAAAAGGGGCGAAAUUAUACAGGUGAUAUGUAACAAUGGUGAAUGGCUACAGGCGAGGAAAGUUAACGAUGUAUCCCGAGUUGGUUUAGUGCCUUCAAAGCAAACAAUUGAACGAGUCGGUAUGUUGACUCCUUACGGUCGAAGAGUUUUGGUACUGCUCGGCGUUCCCGGUGUCGGUAGACGAACAAUAAAAUCAAUGCUUUUGGCCUAUUCACCACAGUAUUUCUCCACAGUAACUCCAUUUACAUCACGAUCUCCAAAACCAAGUGAACAAGAAGGCAGAGAAUAUUAUUUUUUGAAUAAAGAACAAAUGUUGCAAAAAAUACAAAAUAAAGAAAUGAUUGAAUGGGGUGAAUAUGCUGGUAAUUACUAUGGCACCAGUACUGAGACAGUUCGAGCAUGUGUUCGAGGAGGUCGAGUCUGUGUUCUCGACUGUGCUCCUCAAGCAUUGCGCUAUUUGUAUAAUCGAGAAUUUAUGCCAUUUGUUGUGGUCAUUGCACCACCAGACAUUAGUGAAUUACGGCAGAUCAACAAACUUCGACCGAAUCCUCAUUCAGACGAAGAACUGCUGAAGACUGUCGCUGAAAAUAAGAAACUUUUAUCUGGUGAAUAUUCACCAAUGUUUCAUUUGAUAUUAACUAAUCGAAGCGCUGAAGUAACCUUUAAAAGGUUGGUUGUUUUAAGUCUAAUCUGUUACAACAACUGA
This is a messenger RNA of Enterobius vermicularis (human pinworm), 1425 nucleotides long. The record is from the annotation of a GenBank genome assembly. NCBI's taxonomy places the organism in Eukaryota, Metazoa, Nematoda, Chromadorea, Rhabditida, Oxyuridae.